AUGGAGAAAAUCUGGCGAAUCGCAACAGGCCAGGAUCUGAACCGGCAUGAUUACGAAGGAAUCGAGUUCUGGUCGAACCCAGAGCGAUCCGGCUGGCUCACGAAGCAAGGCGAUUACAUCAAGACCUGGCGCCGACGCUGGUUCGUGCUGAAGCGAGGGAAGCUCCUCUGGUUCAUGGAUCAAUCCGCCGCCUUAACCCGCGGAUCGAUCCCGCGCGGGGUGAUCUCGGUGGGAGAUUGUCUGACGGUGAAAGGAGCUGAGGACGUGGUGAACAAGCCUUUCGCCUUCGAGAUAUCGAGUGGGAACAUCACCAUGUUCUUCAUAGCUGAUAACGAGAAGGAGAAGGAAGAGUGGAUCAACUCUAUUGGGAGGUCGAUUGUGCAGCACUCGAGACUGAUUCUGAAGUCCUUGAUUAUGAUCAAAGGCGGUGAUGAUGACUUCUAG
Eruca vesicaria subsp. sativa (arugula) is the source of this 444-nucleotide messenger RNA. NCBI's taxonomy places the organism in Eukaryota, Viridiplantae, Streptophyta, Magnoliopsida, Brassicales, Brassicaceae. The record is from the annotation of a GenBank genome assembly.